This is a messenger RNA of Chaetomium globosum CBS 148.51, 1098 nucleotides long. RefSeq lists its product as uncharacterized. The record is from RefSeq and is a predicted model, not a curated record. Lineage: Eukaryota; Fungi; Ascomycota; Sordariomycetes; Sordariales; Chaetomiaceae. The transcript is spliced from 3 exons. The coding region runs from base 1 to 1098 and encodes 365 amino acids.
AUGGCUUCGUCCCAACCAAGCGCAAGAGGGUCAUACGCCGAAGUCGCUCGCACCCCACCAUCAAGCCAGCCAAGCGGUGUGCGCACCCUCUCCUCGCGAAACACGACGCCUUCAUCCUUUACCGACACGUUGUUCUGUACGAUCGAUACAUCUAGGGUGGAGGAGAAAGAGAAGGGAAACGUCCAGGUGGCGGACAUUAGAAAGGCAAUCGAGACAGAGGCCAGGGCACAGGAAAGCAUGAAAGACUGGCGUUGCGCUGCGGUUGUGAAGGAGGCCCGAAACCCGGACCGAGUCAGAGUAAUUUGCAGGGACGAAGGCGAGGUCCAGCUCGUCAAGGAAGCGGCAGUGAAGAUCAGUGUUCCUGGAGUGCGGGUAUUGAGAGACCAGUUGUACCCGGUGAGGGUAGACAAUGCCAACCGAACAGCGGUCCUCGAUGCGGACGGAAACAUCCUGCCGGGAGCCGCAGAGGCGCUAGGGACAGAGAACGACGUCAACAUUGCGAAGAUUGCCUGGCUCAGCAGGAAGGAUACAAGCAAGGCCUACGGCUCGAUGGUUGUCUACAAUCCGCUUACACGACCGUUUUCGCGCCCCGGGAAGGCCCAAUCCAGUGCUACAGAUGCCAGGAGAUCGGCCAUAAGGCCUUCGCCUGCAAAAAGCCGCAAAGAUGCGGAAGGUGUGCGGAACAGGGUCACCACCACAAGACGUACGCUUAAGAUCCUUCAGCUCAACGUCCGCAAACGGAGAGAAGUGCAGCAGAGUCUGCUAAACGACGAGGGACUCAAGGACUUCGCAGUGCUGGCCAUCUCCGAACCAUAUGCCAGGCUGAUCGAAGGCUCGGUGACGACGGUCCCAAUGAGUCAUCACAACUGGACGAAGCUUAUACCAACGACAAGACGAGAAACCACGUGGCCAAUUCGGAGCAUGCUAUGGGUACGAAGCGAUAUAGAGGUCGAGCAGAUUCCAGUGCCGUCGGCAGACCUCACCGCAGCACGCAUUCGGCUCCCAGAUCGGGCAGUGCUGAUGGUGUCAGUGUAUGUGGAGGGUGGUAGUGACGAAGCACUGGAAGAUGCAAUGAGGGAAAUUGACCGACUGAUUUAG